AUGCUCGAAGCCUCGCGCGGCUGGCUGCUCGCCCAGCUAUGGGCAGCCAAGCCCUCCUUCAUAUCCAAAAAGCCGCACUUCAACUUCAUUUCUGCUCAUUACAUUUGGAUUUGCAGCCUCACUAUACUGGGCUCUGUACUCAUCUAUGCCACGGCCGGCGGCCAAAUGGCAUACAUUGACGCCCUCUUCUUCGCCAGUGGCGCCAACACCCAGGCCGGCCUCAACACCAUCGACGUCAACCUGCUUAAUACCUUCCAGCAAGCAUGUCUCUACUUUUUUACCAUGACCUCUAACCCCAUCACCAUUCAUUCCUCUGUUGUCUUCCUUCGGUUGUACUGGUUCGAAAAGCGCUUCCAGGGCAUCGUCCGCGAGGCCCGCCAACGGAGAAACACCAUGUCCAAGUCCAAGUCCCGGGCGAGGGACGAGUUGAGCCAGGCCGAGAGGGGUCGCCUAAACGUACGCAAUAUUAAGGUCAUGCACACGAACGGCCACCGGUCUAGAAUGACAAACGAUGGCAUUCUGCUCAGCACCAAGGAGGACGAGGACGGCCGCGUGUCCCCGGGGAGCAACGGCAUCGGUCCAGCCCCGGCACAGCAGUCUCCUAGAGAUCAGACACCCGACCGAGCCUCUGAUCACCAUGACGACGACGCCCAUGGUACGGAUUUGUCGCAAGGCCGGAUCACUUUCGCCCAGCAUGUUUUCAGGAGCGACGGGACGGAACCCGAAGUCAAACUCCCGCCGCCCCAUUCUCCCGCCCACUUGGCCAUUCUCGAGCGCCAACGAAAUGGGCCCGAAGAGACGCUGCGCAUCCCUAACCCUAGAGAUGCCGAGAGAGGCAUGAAGCCAAAGCGAGUCGAGGACAACGCCGCGCCAGAGCCCGAAGACGAAAGAGACGACGGUAUCCCGCACACCCGCGUCGCGGCUGGUGAAACGAACGACAUGUCACAUGGUCUAGGCAACAAUGCGUUCCGUCGGCCGACAAUCAAAAUCGAAGAACCCGAAAGACCUAGAGAGCCCGAGAGAUCGGUCAAGGACGAGAUUGCGGACGAGGCAGAGGUGAUUGGGAGGACCAUCUUCCCGUUCUCGCUGCGCAAGCCAAACCUCCACCGGAAGGGCGACGAGAAAACUCGUGGCGAAGACGGCACCUCUGAAACCCCUCUCGCGAGGGUCAGGAGUCGUACCUUUGACACUAUCAGGACCGCGUUGACACGCGACAAAAUCGAGGACAUGCCGUACCUGAGUUUCACACCCACGAUGGGGCGCAACUCUGCUUUCCCCGGCCUGACGCUGGAGCAGCGAGAGGAGCUAGGCGGCAUCGAGUACCGGUCAUUGAGGACGCUCGCUGUCAUACUGCUGUGUUACUUCUGGGGGUUCUCCCUCUUUGCCGUCACCUGCUUUCUUCCGUGGAUAUACACCAGCUCUAACGCCAAGUACGCGGGCCUCGUCGAGUCAUCCGGGGUCAGCAAAGCCUGGUGGGGUAUAUUCACGGCCAAUUCUGCUUUCAACGACCUGGGUCUCACCUUGACGCCCGACAGCAUGAACUCGUUCAACGACGCGACCUUUAUUCUGCUGAUCAUGUCUUUCUUGAUCAUCAUUGGCAACACAGGCUUCCCCAUUAUGCUGCGCGUCAUCAUCUGGAUCAUGUCCAAGAUUGUACCGAAGGGUACGGGGCUGUGGGAGGAGUUGCGAUUCCUACUGGACCAUCCCCGUCGUUGCUUCACUUUGCUGUUCCCGGCGGGUGCAACCUGGUGGCUCUUCAUCAUCCUCAUCGGCUUGAACGUGCUCGACUUGCUCUUCUUCGUCUUGUUGGAUCUGAAUGAUAAUGCUGUGAGCCAUCUGCCGGUUCACAUCCGCGUUCUGGACGGCAUUUUCCAGGCCGCGUCCACCAGGACCGCUGGUUUCUCGGUCGUCAACAUCUCGCUGCUACACCCCGCUGUGCAGGUUUCAUACAUGAUCAUGAUGUAUAUCUCCGUCUUCCCAAUCGCCAUCUCGAUCCGUCGCACCAACGUGUAUGAAGAGAAAUCUCUCGGUGUAUACCACAGCCCUGAUGAAGACGUGGAGGGCACCAACGAGAACAGCGCCUGGUCUUACGUUGGAACCCAUUUGCGGCGUCAACUGUCUUUCGACCUGUGGUAUGUAUUCCUGGGCCUCUUCAUCCUGGCCAUCACGGAGGGACGCCGGAUCCAGGCCAAAGACUUUGACGUCUACUCCGUCUUGUUCGAGAUCGUGAGUGCGUACGGUACGGUUGGGCUGAGCUUGGGUUACCCUAACAUCAACGCGUCGCUUUGCUCGCAAUUCACCACCGGGGGGAAGCUCAUCAUGAUUGCGAUGCAGAUCCGUGGACGCCACCGUGGUCUGCCGUACGGUCUUGAUCGCGCCGUUCUGCUGCCCAGCGAGUCUCGGUUUGAGAAGGAGGCCGAGGAGGCGCACCCGGUUCUGGUCCGAUCUGCUACUGGCGCAUCGACCGGGACUGCUCUUAGCGCCGCCAGGUCCCACCUGCGGUCAAGAAGAAUGAGCACGAACAGGGGUCAAGGCAACAUCAUCACCCAGUUCCUACACCCGGGACCCGUGAUUCCUCACGAAGACAGCCUUACAGACCUGUCCAGACACACUAGAUCGUUCGCCGUCGACGAGCAUCCUCCCAUGGGCGAGAACAUGAAACGGCGUAACACGGAACCAGCGGAAGAUGAUAUCACGUCCAGCGACAGCGAAACAGCGGGGCCUCCCCGGAGAGUUUUCACCACGCCGGCACACUAG
Molecule: messenger RNA, 2757 nt
Organism: Colletotrichum graminicola M1.001
Lineage: Eukaryota; Fungi; Ascomycota; Sordariomycetes; Glomerellales; Glomerellaceae
Product: trk family potassium uptake protein
Exons: 3
Coding region: 1-2757 (918 amino acids)
Biological process (GO): intracellular potassium ion homeostasis; potassium ion import across plasma membrane
Cellular component (GO): plasma membrane
Molecular function (GO): high-affinity potassium ion transmembrane transporter activity
Source: RefSeq, a predicted model, not a curated record